Messenger RNA from Myzus persicae (green peach aphid), 4241 nucleotides. RefSeq names its product phosphoinositide 3-kinase regulatory subunit 4 (gene Vps15). Gene Ontology annotation, biological process: autophagy of peroxisome; protein targeting to vacuole; protein phosphorylation. Bases 199 to 4152 code for a protein of 1317 amino acids. Lineage: Eukaryota; Metazoa; Arthropoda; Insecta; Hemiptera; Aphididae. The record is from RefSeq and is a predicted model, not a curated record. Gene Ontology annotation, molecular function: protein serine/threonine kinase activity; ATP binding; protein binding. Gene Ontology annotation, cellular component: phosphatidylinositol 3-kinase complex, class III, type I; nucleus-vacuole junction; late endosome. The transcript has 24 exons.
AAAAAGGUUUAAUUUUUCACUUUUGUUCUUGUACGGCAGUUUUUGACAUAUGUGCGUCUUUUAAAAAUAAUUAUGGGUUUGGGGCGAUUGAUGAUUACCACUGAAAAUUGAUAGUAUUAAUGUCCACGCAAUCGUUUCUCCAUCAAAUCGUAUUUUCCCAAAAACCGUGAUCAACACUGCGGUUAUAUAUUUCUGAAAAUGGGCAACCAACUGGUGGGUAUAGCGCCAUCGGAAAUAUUUCCAGUCGAACACUAUCUGACCGAUCACUCGCAACUGCAGUUCGAUGCAAGCUUGGGGAGUACUAGGUUUUUUAAAGUAGCCCGUGCCAAGUCUCAAGAAGGAAUGAUUGUUGUCAAAGUGUUUGCGUUGCACGAUCCAAUGUUGCCUUUGGUUAAACAUCGUGUGCACAUUGAAGAGAUUAAGUCCAAACUACAGUCCGCUGUCAAUUGCUUAUGUUUUCAGAAAGUUGUUAUGACCGACAAAGCUGUUUUCUUGAUGCGAGAAUAUGUCAAGUAUAGUUUAUAUGAUCGAAUCAGCACCAGACCUUUCUUGACCAUGAUAGAGAAAAAAUUCAUUGCUUUUCAAAUAUUGUUUGCUCUAAGACAAUGUCAUACAUUAGGCGUAUGCCAUGGUGAUAUCAAGUUAGAAAAUAUCAUGAUUACAUCUUGGAAUUGGGUGUUACUUACAGAUAUCGCCUCCUACAAACCUACAUAUCUGCCUGACGAUAACCCUGCUGAUUAUUCGUUCUUUUUUGAUACUUCUCGUAGAAGGCUAUGUUACAUAGCUCCGGAACGUUUUGUGAAGACAUCUGCUGAGCUUAGCAAUCAGUUAUUACCAUCUGAAGAUCAUGUGAAAAAAGGAGAAUUGACUCCAGCUAUGGACAUUUUUUCCACUGGAUGUGCAUUAGCAGAAAUGUUCACAGAUGGUCGCCCACCUUUUGAUUUAUCACAGUUGUUGGCAUAUAGAAAUGGAGAGUAUGAUCCAAACACUCACGUUGACACUAUUGACGAUGAAGGAAUUAGAGAUCUCAUUAAAUCCAUGAUUAAAUUAAAUCCAGCAGACCGUUGUUCUGCUGAAUUGUAUUUGGAUGAAGAGAAAAAUAAAAUAUUUCCCGAUUAUUUUUAUUCUUUUCUUCAACCAUAUUUACAAAUGUUUUCGGCUACAAAUCCUAUAAUUUCGCCCGACGAAAAAAUCGAUAGAUUGAAAAGUGAUAUUAACGGUAUAAUUAAUAUGUUGCUUCCAUCAAAUGAUUCAGAAGAAUGCACUGAUGGUUUAGUGUUAAUUGUUCAAUUAGUUACUUCUUGUAUUAGGGGUUUGCAUUUAUCUACAACCAAAAUACAAGCUCUGGAUGUUUUACUUGAACUAUCAACGUAUUGUUCAGCAGAAACAGUUUUAGACAGAAUUGUACCAUAUAUUUUUCACAUGAUUCAAGAUGUUUCUCCUGGUGUAAGGAAAUCUGCAUUACAUGGUUUGAAUAAUACACUUUCAACUGUUAAAAAUUUGAAGCCUAGUGAUGCAAACACAUUCCCUGAGUAUAUUUUUCCAGGUUUAAUAAAUGUGGCUCACGAUGAUGCAGUUAUUGUAAGGACAACUUUUGCUCAGAUUAUUUCACAAUUAGCACAAACAGGUCUAAGGUUUUUGAAGUGUUGUCAAAAUGUGCAAGAUGAUGAACCGACCUCAAAUGCUUUUGAGACUGAGCUUGCUACACUACAUGAAAUGGUGCAACAAUCGGUAUCAUCGCUUCUCACUGAUUCGCACAAUAUUGUGAAACAAACUCUAGUGAAUAGUAAUAUAAUUGAGCUAUGCGAGUUUUUUGGCACCCAAAGAGCUAAUGAUGUGAUUUUAUCUCACAUGGUAACAUUCUUGAAUGACAAAACUGAUAAACACUUGCGUGCAUCAUUUUUUGAUAACUUUGUCAAUGUUGCUGCAUUUGUUGAUUUACAGUGUUCUCCUAUAUUAUGUCCAUUAUUGCAACAAGGGUUUACAGACAGUGAAGAGUUUGUAGCAAAAAAAGCACUUAAUGCAAUGACACAGCUGAUUGAGAAACGCUUGCUUCAAAAAACUGCCCUUUACCAAUUAAUUAGGGAUAUUUCUUGUUUUCUCAUACAUCCAAAUUUAUGGAUAAGACAGGCUACUGUGGGUUGUUUUAGUGCUACAGCACGGAUGUUAGAUGACGUAGAUGUUCAGUGCAAAUUAUUGCCUGUAAUGAAGCCUUAUUUGAAGCAUUCAAUUAUAUUAGUAGAUAGAGAAGAAUUAGUAAUGAAUACUUUAAAAGACCCUUUACCACGAAAUAUUUAUGAUACAGUUGUUAAGUGUUCAAUUCUUGAGACAUUAGUGGAUAUAUUGGGUGAACGAAAAAAAGCCAGGACCAUCGCUAACACUGGUCAUAUACCUUUAACAAGUGUUACACAAUCAAUGCAUCAAAAUAGUGCAUUAAGAAAUUUGAUUAGGAAACUGGAAUCUGAAGGGAUGACUGAAAUAGUAGAAGAUCAGUUGUUGGCACUAUCUAAACAUAUAUUGAAAGUCCACAAGCAAUUAGCAUUUGACAACAAAUAUAAUACUAAAGGAAAAAUAAAUAUUGGAGACACAAAACUCAACGUGCAUUGCCAUUCUAUAGCAUUGGCACGAUCGCAAAAUUCAAAACUUCAAGAUCCUAUUCCAUUAGCAAAUAGGCGAAGAGGCAUAGAUGAUCAAUCUGUUUCCAAUAUGAACGAUGAGUGGAAAUGUAUGUUUGGAGGUUCAGAGUUGUCGUCUUCUAAGCAAAUGCAUUCUUCUCGAAAUCCGUCACCUAUCGGUGGUUCUUACUCAUCUGAUGUUCAACCAUCUCCAUCUCAUAGUAUUGAAGGGCCUACUGAUAUGUCAUAUAUACACUACCGUUAUGCACCAUGUAAACUGGAACUGCGUAAAUUGAUAUCCCAUCGCCAAGAGUGUCAUGAAAUGACAAUGCGACGUCAUGAAUGGGCUGAACAAGAAGUAUGGAAACCAAGACUACCCCCUCCUGGUUGGAGACUUCGUUCUCAGUUGGUAGCUCAUCUGCAUGAACAUAAGUCUGGAGUAAACAGGUUGGUGUCAAUUCCAAAUACAUCAAUGUUUGCAAGUUGUUCAUCCGACAGUUAUGUACGUGUAUGGGACUGUAUGAAAAUGGAAGGUAAGAACAUUGCUAAUCGGUCAAAACAAGUGUAUAAUCAUCAAAACGGAGCGCUAUAUGGUAUGACGACAUGUAGAAACAAUCAGUCAUUAGCUACUGUUAGUCAUUCUGGUUCAGUAGUUGUACUAAAUUUAGAGUCAAAUAGUAAUAAGUUGGGUGUGAUGCAGAUGAAACAAUUAGAUUUGCAAGAAGAUGGCUGUGCUGUUGAUAUAUCUUACUUAGAUUCUGGAUCUCAAAUGGUACUCGUAUAUGCGACAGUGUAUGGAUCUGUUAUCGGAUGGGAUAUCCGUGCUCCAAAAGUAGCUUGGAAAGUUAAUAAUGAUAUAAAACAAGGCAUCGUAACAGCUAUGUGUUUGGAUACUAGGCAAAGUUGCUUAACAUUAGGUACAAGUAGCGGCUAUCAUACAUGUUGGGAUUUGCGUUUUAGGUUACCAAUUGCUACCAUUGCUCAUUCCAAAGCUGUACGAGUGAGGAGGUUAAUAAAACAUCCAUCUGAACCAUCAUGGAUUAUAUCAGCCAUGCAAGAUAAUAAUGAAGUAACAGUGUGGAAUUUGGAAAGUGGUUCAAAACAACAAACUCUUUGGGCUAGUAGUGCUCCUCCGCUGUCAAACAGUCAAACUAAUAACCACAGUGUUUGUGCAUUGUACACAAUGAAUACAGAUCAUGGUCCAGAAUUGUUGACCGGUGGUACCGACCAGAGAGUACGGAAAUGGAACUUGAGAUCUCCGAGUGAUUCCUAUAUAGCUAUACCAGCUGCAAGUGAUGUUAUGGGUCAUUCAUUGUAUUGUUAUGAGUGUAGAUUAGUCGAUGGUACAAACGUUGUCCAAGAGGUUUGCACAAAGUCUAGCAGUACAGUAAUGACAGGUGACGAGGAGCCACCUUGUGCCACUGACCAACCGGCACCAGGGCAUGUAGGGUCGAUACUGGAUAUUACAUCAUGUAUGGCGUCUCAGUGUUUUCUAGUCACUGCAUCUUGUGAUGGAAUAAUCAAAGUGUGGAAAUGAAACAACAUUUUAAUUUUAAUUAUUUUCAACCAUUACUGAUUAUUAUGUCUUAUUGUUCCAUAUAUUAUGAUAUAAAAAUAUAAUGUGAU